AUGGCUGCUAGUAAACCAGUUGCACGGAUUGUAGACCGAAAGCACUACGACCAGCAAUAUCUCUUUGAGAUCGACGAGUCGAAGCUGCCCACCUUGGCACCGUCCUCGGUGCGAGUUCAGCCUAUAAUGCUUGGGCUCGCAGCGUACAACCUAUCCUAUUGUGCUCUGGGCGACAUGCUCCACUGGUACGAUGCAUACACUGUGCCCAAACAAUUGCCAAGCCCAUAUAACAACGCCAACCAAUACGCGGUGGCUCCUGGUUGGGGUUAUGCAACGGUCAAGGAGAGUACGAUCGAGGAACUGAAGGCGGGGACUAUGCUCUACGGCAUGCUUCCUACAUCGACGAUGUUGGCGGAUUUGGAACUCGCCCAAUCAAAGGACGAUCCUCAGCGCUGGAUCGAAGUCAGCGAACGCAGGAAUGCGAUGAUGGAGCUAUAUAAGCACUAUUCGGUUGCGGACCAGGAUUUCAGCAGCGAUGUCAAUGAAGCUUUCAGGCAAUGGCGCUGCGGAGCCUUUGUGAUCUUUCAGUGUGGGUAUGUGAUGAACCGAUACGUUUUCAGUGCAUGGCCCCUGGAACCAGUUGUGUCACCUUUCCCAGGCAUGACGCCAUGGACGGCGGCAGACGCCGAUCUAACCCGGUCUGUUGUGAUCACACUGGGCUCCGGGAGUAAGACAUGCCGCAGUUUCGUACAUCAGGUUGCAACUAAUCGUGCGGAUGGACGUGGACCGGUGGCUGUCGUUGAAGUGACGGCCAGUGGCAGGAGUGGUAUUGAAGGCAUUGAAGUCCCAUUCAAGCAUCGCGUCGCUGACUACGACGAGGCUCGGUCUCCCGAAGUAUCGCAAUGGAUUAUGGAGACAGGGGCGGAUAACGUCAAGGUACUUGACUUCGGCGGUCGAGGCGACUUUCUGGAAGCUCUCACAUCCCACUUGGGGACGACUUGGCCACAGGCAGCGGUGCAAGUCAUGACCAUUGGCACGGCACCCAAAGUCUACACAGAAGAGGACAUGAAGGAGCGUAUGGCGAAGGGCGCCAAAACGCAAGCUGUACGACUGAACACUUCACCGAUCAUCGAGGCCCUCAUGAAGGAGAUUGGACAACGAGAGACACAUGAAUUGCUGAUCAACGGAUGGCGUAAAGUGGUGGAGAGCGAAACGGUGCGAAAUGCGGGGACUACUCGUGAAGGGCAGGUUCUGGGCCACGAACUCGACGUCAGAAAGGGCGUGAAAGGUGGAUUGGACGUUGCCUGGACCCAAUUAUGCGAAGGCAAGACGGUCAGCAACACCGCGGUGGUCAUCUCUCUCUGA
Molecule: messenger RNA, 1305 nt
Organism: Cyphellophora europaea CBS 101466
Lineage: Eukaryota; Fungi; Ascomycota; Eurotiomycetes; Chaetothyriales; Cyphellophoraceae
Exons: 1
Coding region: 1-1305 (434 amino acids)
Source: RefSeq, a predicted model, not a curated record